Messenger RNA from Arabis nemorensis, 1497 nucleotides. The record is from the annotation of a GenBank genome assembly. Lineage: Eukaryota; Viridiplantae; Streptophyta; Magnoliopsida; Brassicales; Brassicaceae.
AUGGCUGGAGGAGGAAGCGGUAACGUUGCCGCAGAAGGUCCGAGAGAGCUCGAUCAGACCCCGACUUGGGCCGUAUCCACUGUUUGUGGCGUUAUCAUCUUGAUCUCUAUCGUCUUAGAGAUCAUGAUUCACAAAAUCGGAGAGUUGUUCGAGAAGAAAAGAAAGAAAGCUUUGUACGAAGCUCUUCAAAAGAUCAAGAACGAGUUAAUGGUUUUGGGAUUCAUUUCUCUGUUACUAACAUUUGGGCAAAACUACAUUGCAAGCAUAUGUGUUCCGUCUAGAUACGGUCACGCAAUGUCCUUUUGUGGUCCGUACGAUGGUCCUAGUGGUCAUGCUAAAAAGCCGAAAACCACCGAUCACAUUGAAAGGCAUCUUCUCGACUUUCAACGCCGUGUUUUGGCUGAUGCUGCACCAGCAAAGUGCAAAAAGGGAUAUGUGCCGCUUAUAUCACUCAACGCGUUGCAUCAAGUUCAUAUCUUCAUUUUCUUCUUGGCUGUGUUUCAUGUUAUUUAUAGUGCCAUAACCAUGAUGCUUGGAAGAGCAAAGAUUCGUGGAUGGAAAGUUUGGGAAGAAGAGGUCAUAAGUGACCACGAAUUGAUGAAUGACCCUUCAAGAUUUAGGCUCACUCACGAGACAUCAUUUGUUCGAGAGCAUGUCAAUCCUUGGGCGAAAAACAGAUUCUCCUUCUACAUUAUGUGUUUCUUUCGUCAGAUGCUGAGAUCUGUCAGAAAAUCUGACUACUUGACGAUGCGCCAUGGGUUUAUUAGUGUCCAUUUGGCACCCGGAAUGAAGUUUAAUUUCCAAAAAUACAUCAAAAGGUCAUUAGAAGACGACUUCAAGGUAGUCGUGGGAAUCAGACCCGAGCUAUGGGCCUUUGUGAUGCUCUUUUUACUAUUUGAUGUUCACGGGUGGUAUGUUACUGCUGUGAUCACCAUGAUUCCUCCACUUUUGACAUUAGCCAUAGGAACCAAGCUUCAGGCCAUUAUAUCAGACAUGGCGUUGGAGAUUCAGGAGAGACACGCGGUGAUACAAGGGAUGCCACUAGUCAAUGUCUCUGACCGACAUUUCUGGUUAAGUCGUCCGGCUUUAGUCCUCCAUAUCAUCCACUUCAUUCUCUUCCAGAAUGCCUUUGAGAUCACCUACUUCUUCUGGAUAUGGUACGAGUUCGGGUUACGGUCCUGUUUUCAUCACCAUUUCGCCCUUAUAAUCAUACGAGUUGCUCUCGGGGUGGGAGUACAAUUUCUCUGUAGUUACAUCACACUUCCUCUCUACGCUCUCGUGACUCAGAUGGGAUCAACGAUGAAGCGAUCAGUGUUUGAUGAGCAAACGUCGAAAGCAUUAAGGCAAUGGCAUAAGAAUGCGAAGAAAAAGAGUGAGAAUUCAGGUCAGCAGUCUCCACUCCCUAAUCUCCGACCUAAAACAGGCGGUGGCGAUAUUGAGUCAGCUCCGGCCAACAUCACGGCCAGUGUUGAUGUUAAGGAAGAACAACCUCGUUGA